Molecule: messenger RNA, 1787 nt
Organism: Anguilla rostrata (American eel)
Lineage: Eukaryota; Metazoa; Chordata; Actinopteri; Anguilliformes; Anguillidae
Gene: arhgef39
Product: Rho guanine nucleotide exchange factor (GEF) 39
Exons: 14
Coding region: 168-1730 (520 amino acids)
Biological process (GO): positive regulation of cell migration
Cellular component (GO): plasma membrane
Molecular function (GO): guanyl-nucleotide exchange factor activity
Source: RefSeq, a predicted model, not a curated record
CCCUGCAGCCGGACAGGCCCCUGCAGCCGGACAGUCCCCUGCAGCCGGACAGUCCCCUGCAGCCGGACAGUCCCCUGCAGCCGGACAGGCCCCUGCAGCCGGAUAGGCCCCUGCAGCGGUACUGCACAGCGAGGGGGACGUGGAUUACAGGGAGAACAGGCCCCAGCAUGUCAUGUGACUGCGCAGACGAUCAGGAGGAAAUAUAUGAGAUCUUCAUCCCUUCAGAACAGCAAAGAAGCCCAUUUCUGUUCCGUCACCUCUGCCUCCUGUUCCCAUGCUCAGGUACCAACCCCACAGCACAGGGACCCUGCGCUACCUCACCUGCUCUCUCUCAGGUACCCCACAUCCCCACAACACAGGCCACAGCACAGGCCCACAGCACAGGGACCCUGCGCUACCUCACCUGCUCUCUCUCAGCACCUGUACGCGUCUCCGUGGCGAUGAGUUUGGACGUGUGGAACGUGGGCCCGGUCGCUGGCGGCAGCGUGCAGCAGCAGAGGGAGCGCUGGGACAGGAAGCGGGGGCGGACUUCCUGUGAGCUGGUCCGCACCGAGCAGAAGUACUGCUUGAGCCUGGAGCUGGUCGUCACGUACUUUGUGGAGAUUCUGAAGGCCAAGGGCACUCUGAAGCAGGACAUCAGGGAGAGCAUCUUCAGCUCGAUUACAUCCAUUCAUUCUGUCAACCAGGCGUUAUUGGCUGAUUUGGAAGGUGGGAGGGUUGGCCUUGGCUUCGAGAGAUUCUGCCCCAACCUGAACUACUACUACACCUAUGUGGACAACUUCCAGAAGGCCUCCAGAGUCCUGCAGGUGCAGCUGAAGAAGAACAAGGCCUUCAGACGAUUUAAGAAGCUGCAGGAGUCAAGGCCAGAGUUCCGCGCCUCCAAGCUGGAGGAGCUGCUGCAGCUCCCACUUCAGCGCAUUCAACAGUACAAGCAUUUCUUGCGCGACUUGGCGGAGAACACCAGCCCAGAUCACCCCGAGUUCCAGCAGCUUUCCAGGGCGGUGAAGGCCAUCUCCGGGGUCGCUCAGCGUAUCCAGGACAACGGGCGCAGCCAGGAGAACCUCCUGCAGCUCCAGCGGGUGCAGAAGCUGCUGAAGGGGAGGAAGACCAAGGUGCUGGCUCCAGGGCGCUGGUACAUCAGGGAGGGCUGGCUGAAGGUGGUGCCCACCAAGGGGACAGAGGCCAAGCCCAAAAUGUUCUUCCUGUUCUCGGACAUCCUGCUGCUGACCACGCCCUGCAGCUCGCUGCACCCCACUAACGGGGAUAAGUUUGCCUGCCAGCGCGUGUACCCCCUGAGAGAGUGCACCGUGGACAAGGUGUUCGGCCACACCCGCAGCCAGGGUGGGCUCAUCAGCCUCACCUUCGCCCGAGACAAACUCCUGCUGAUGUCCGGUGACCAGGAGGACAUCAACGACUGGUACAGGAGCCUGACCUCCAGCAUCGGGCAGCUGAUGUCCCGGAACACCGUGGUCCACCGGAGGGAUGACCUCUGCCGAAAACCUCUGCGCUCUGCCCAGGGGGACCCCAACACCCCCUCCGCCCCGCCUCACACCCGCAAGAGGGUCCUGGUCACGGCGGAGCCCCCGGGGCAGAGGGGCGACCCCGCUGGUGUGGCCCCCCCCGCAGGCUCGGACCCGGCCGGGGCAUCAAAGAGGAUGAAGCUGUCUGGUGGAGCCGUGGAAAGUCCACAGGAGGCAGCAGGGGCCGGGUCUGGCUGUGUGAUCCUGUAACCCCCCCCCCUACCAUCGCCAUGGAGCCGGGCUAUCUGACAUUGGGCCGCUGAGGAG